Molecule: messenger RNA, 1144 nt
Organism: Phytophthora infestans T30-4
Lineage: Eukaryota; Oomycota; Peronosporomycetes; Peronosporales; Peronosporaceae
Exons: 6
Coding region: 1-1035 (344 amino acids)
Molecular function (GO): mRNA (2'-O-methyladenosine-N6-)-methyltransferase activity; RNA polymerase II C-terminal domain binding
Source: RefSeq, a predicted model, not a curated record
AUGGAGAUUGCACGACAACAGGCAGACUUGGGGAGCAGGGACCCACUGAUCCCCCACGCCGGAAGCGACUACAAUGGACUGUUCGAGGAGCUCCGUAAGGCUGGAGCCACCAAGUCGGGGGCUAUCAAGAAGUGCAAGGAGAUCACGCGCGAAUCCGAGAGGAUGCUGCGCAAGUUUGGGCAGCAGGACUUUGUCGUUGGCAAGAAGAAGAAAGUCCAAGUGACAGUGAUGGAGGAUGGUAUGCGCCAGCUUACGUACGGCCGCUCGACCGUGAAGCUUAGUGCGAACCAUUUUACCAAGUUGCGUGAAAUGUUCGCAAAGAAACAAGGAUUGGGCGGUGACGGGUCGAAUAUGGCACCAAAGGACCAACAACAGCUAGAGUGCGCGCUGUUCUGUUUGCUGCUACGAUAUGAAUCGCUGGAUGGCGGAGGUUUCCAGGCUGCACUGAACGAGGAGUGCUUCGAUGUGCUGCUGAAAGAAUUCGACUGCAAAAUGGAGUGCUUCGCGUCACCGCUGAACUGCCGCUACUCGCGCUUUUGUAGCGCUUUUCUUGACACAGACUUUGCGUUUGGGAGCGUGGGCAGCUUUUUCGACUUUUCUCCUCGUUCAGGCUGCUUUGAAGCCAAUCCGCCAUUUAUCCCUAAGGUUAUUAAGCGAAUGGCUGAUCACAUGACUGCGCUUCUUAAUGCUGCUGACGGGCCUCUGGCAUUUAUCGUUAUCAUCCCUGCGUGGCAAGAGACUGAGGGCUGGCAACAACUAAACGCGAGUCGGUUCAACCAAAGGCAUCUCCUCAUCCCGCAGAAGCAGCACGGCUACUGUGAGGGCAAGCAACAGAUCCGGAAGACUCGCUGGCGCAUCGCAUCGUUCGACACAAGUGUGUUUUUCUGGCAGAACUCUAAGGCGUGCAACAAGUGGCCUGUGACAGAGAAGAAGCUCGAGGGCCUCAAGCAGGCUUUUAGAUCGAAGCAGGCUGACGAGCGCGACACGCUCGGUCUACGCAAAUCGGGCAAGCGUAUACGAUCGGCAAAAGACUAGCGAAACUGUACGGUACUUGAUUGAGUAGAUGUUGCUCUUGACUUUGUCACUGAUUGCAACCAUACGAAGUACUACCUAAACUGGAAAAGAAGGUGUAGUUAGCCUGGCU